AUGAAUGCCUCUCAGCAACCUCCCACGCUCUCGUAUGCUUAUCCACCCGCCAUGGCGCUGGGUCCGCAAGUCUCCCCGGUUCGUCAACCGUCGCCACAAGUCCCAGGGGUGAAUCUGGGCUCCAACAACCCCUUCAGGAACCGUGCUCUCUCACCCUCAAACUCUAUUGCCUCAGGUAGUCGCCCAGAACGACCAACCUCGACGAAUCCUUUUCUCGACGAUUACGGACCCCUGUCGCCACAGUCGGCACCUACUGGCACUGGAAGCAUAGUGUCCCCCAUCGAUCGGUCCGAUAUGACGAACAAUACGCGCGAUAUCUUUGAAAACCUCUCGCUCAACUCCAAUCCAGCCCCCCAACAAACGGGCUACCGACCCGCUCCGUCUCGCCCCGAUCGGCCUUUGCAGAAUGGUGGUGCUUCGAGCGGUCACCGCCCAACCACGUCGAGGGAACGUCCAGAACGCCGAGAGAAAGAUCCGCUAGACAUCUUCGCUGACCCGCCGAGUGCAGGCCUGCCGAGGCCCCGAGAUCGUGAUCGCCGGCCUCGUCGGAACUCGGAGUCGUCCAUCAUGGAGCGUCCCAAGCUGCUCGACCCGGAAGACGAGCGGCGCCGACGGGAGAGGAGGCGCCGGGAACGGGAAGCUCGUCAUCGGGACGGCAAGCCUCGUUCCUCGAAAAAGGCCAACUACCAACUCGACAUUAUUGACAAGCUCGAUGUGACUAGUAUCUACGGCACUGGAAUGUUCCAUCACGAUGGGCCGUUUGAUGCGUGCAACCCGAACCGCAACCGCAAGGGCUUACGCACAGCCCCCAUGCAAGCCUUCCCUGCAGAUUCUGCCAACAUGGCCUUAGGAGGCUCUGGCCCCGUCAACCAGAACAUUAAUCUGGACCUGUUCCACGGAAGAUCAGAGCAAGGUUAUAACGAUUAUGGCGCAGUCGAGACUCGUAAAACAGAAGGCGUGAACUUCGAUCCGACAUCGCGGAUCGAGCCGGUGCAUGGCGAACAGAGCAUGGGAUUAGGAACCAGUACCUUCUUGGAUGGGGCUCCAGCCAGUAAAGCCGCCAUGCAACGCCGUGAGAGCGAGAAUGAUCAACAGAUCAAGCAAGGGGCGGGGGGCCUGCAACGGAAGAAGAGUUUAGCGCAGCGACUCCGUGGGGUAGGUAGCCGCCCGUCCAACGGUCGCGUGAUAUCACCUGAAGCAUCCUAUAUGGCACCCGCGGGUUCCGGCCAUAUCGGAACGAUCAAGGCCAACGAGAAGAAUCCAUUCUUCCAGGAUUAUGAUGAUGCAUGGGAGAAGAAAGGUGCUCGGAUCGCCGAGGAAUCACAAGGACUGGGACGAGCUCGUUCUUCUAGCAGUCCGAAGCAAAGUUCCGGCCUGGAACGGAGACAUACAGAGGACCGAUCAUACGGAUAUGACGAGGGUCGUAAUGCCAACGGGAGUGGUGGUGGUGGUGGUGGUGGCUUUAUCAAUCGGAUGAAGAGCUUGCGCAAGCCCCGUCCUGAGAGACGAAUCAGUGACGACUGA
Molecule: messenger RNA, 1524 nt
Organism: Aspergillus bombycis
Lineage: Eukaryota; Fungi; Ascomycota; Eurotiomycetes; Eurotiales; Aspergillaceae
Product: Pal1 family protein
Exons: 4
Coding region: 1-1524 (507 amino acids)
Cellular component (GO): cytoplasm
Source: RefSeq, a predicted model, not a curated record